AUGGCGGCUUCUCAUCGUCUCCCCGUCCGAGCGGUGAACCUCGGCGGGUGGCUGGUGACUGAGGGCUGGAUGUGGCCGUCGCACUUCGAGGACAUACCCAACAACGAUCUCCUGGAUGGCACGCAGCUGCAGUUCAAGUCGGUGACGCAGAACGCCUACGUGGCUGCGGAGAAUGGCGGCGGCGCGGGGCUGGUGGCAAACCGGCCGCAGGCGUCUGGCUGGGAGACCUUCAAGCUGUGGCGGGUCAACGAGGUGAAAUUCAAUUUCAAAGUGUUCGGCAACCAGUUUGUGAGCGUCCAGAGCGACGGCUCGCUGGUUGCGACGGGGGUAAUGCCGAGGCGGCCGGAGACUUUCCAGUUGGUGCGCAGCCCCAACGACAAGUACAGGAUGCGGAUCAUGGCGCCUAACGGGUUCUUCUUGUAG
Molecule: messenger RNA, 423 nt
Organism: Triticum turgidum subsp. durum (durum wheat)
Lineage: Eukaryota; Viridiplantae; Streptophyta; Magnoliopsida; Poales; Poaceae
Source: the annotation of a GenBank genome assembly